AUGGACGGGCCACAGCGGUUAUCCCCAAACACCCAGAAGCAGGGCCGCCGGCGUCGCUCGAGCAGUCUCAUCUACCAGGAACCCGCCGAAUCUAUCGAGCACACAAGCGACCAGGCUGCUCUGCCCAACCUCAAUGCGAAUUGGGUCAAUGCCAAGGGUGCCUGGACCAUUCACUUUGUCUGCAUCGCGGCCCUCAAGAUCUUCUACGACAUCAUUCCCGGCGUCUCACAGGAGACCUCGUGGACCCUCACCAACAUCAGCUACAUGUUCGGCUCCUUCCUCAUGUUUCAUUGGGUGCGGGGCAUCCCUUUCGAGUUCAAUGCCGGUGCCUACGACAACCUCAACAUGUGGGAGCAGAUCGAUAACGGCGACCACACUCACUAUACCCACUACGAUGUGACCUACUUCAUCAUCAACUUCCUUGCCACUCUGGCAGUGGUCAUUCCCAAACUGCCCUUUUCGCAUCGGUUGCGAAUAGGCCUAUUCUCCGACAUACCAGAGGAAUCAUAG
Messenger RNA from Penicillium maclennaniae, 510 nucleotides. RefSeq names its product ORMDL family protein. NCBI's taxonomy places the organism in Eukaryota, Fungi, Ascomycota, Eurotiomycetes, Eurotiales, Aspergillaceae. The transcript has 4 exons. The coding region runs from base 1 to 510 and encodes 169 amino acids. The record is from RefSeq and is a predicted model, not a curated record. Gene Ontology annotation, biological process: ceramide metabolic process; negative regulation of ceramide biosynthetic process; intracellular sphingolipid homeostasis. Gene Ontology annotation, cellular component: endoplasmic reticulum membrane.